Molecule: messenger RNA, 1163 nt
Organism: Volvox carteri f. nagariensis
Lineage: Eukaryota; Viridiplantae; Chlorophyta; Chlorophyceae; Chlamydomonadales; Volvocaceae
Product: putative flagellar associated
Exons: 3
Coding region: 1-633 (210 amino acids)
Source: RefSeq, a predicted model, not a curated record
AUGACAUUUGUUACACAGACUUUCUUCCUUGACGGCUUCGCUCAGCGGCAAUGGGAUGACCCAAACUACGGCGGCACUCGAGUGUCGUACGACAAGGCGGCGUUCGUGCAGCGCAUACAGGAGGAGUUUGAUAAGGGCGCGCCACUCGUGGAGGGCUACGCUCCCUUCUGCAAGCAUGUGUUCGUUCCGAACUUUGUGGGCGCCCGGCUGGGGGCUUUAGCCAUUACAGAGGCAAACCGAGCCAAGCUGCAAUCGGGGUACACCAAGCGUCGACCUGAGGAACUCGCGGUGCUUACCAGGUGGUUCUCAUCAUCGGAUGUGGAUGUCCCGGUGGCCAACUUCCUGGACAUUAUCCUGUACUCGCGCGAGCAGCUGGUCAAGGAGUACGCGGCUAUGCCGACCAAGGGCCCAGGAGACGAGCUGCCGGACGCGCCGUGGGGCAUCAUCAGCAUUAAGGCGCAGGACGAGCCUUACGAGACGCCCAUGCAACCCAUCACGAUGCUGCGCAACGCACUGGGGAGGGAAGAGGGUGGCAGCGGGGUUCCAUUGGAUCGGGAGGCGUACGAGAAGUCGGUCGCGUACUGGGAGACCCACGCGACUAUUGUUGAGGGGGCACGGCCCAACGGCGAGUAAGACUGGUGUGUGCGGGGAAUGAGGGCUUGGCGUAACAACGGUUUGGAACGGGAUGCUGCCUUUCAUCAUGGUUCCUGAGUACAAGAUGCGAGCUGCGGGCGUUGUCAAGCGUGCCACAAAAUGAAGCCAUUAUAGUCAUGUAUGGAUGGAAGUAUUGGCUUAGAGAUUACAGGGUUGCGGAAGUUCAUCGCUGCACGAACGGUCGUUCUGGUGGUACGGUAGGUCCUUUCCAAGUACACGUUCCGCUUACGAGAGCUAUGUUUAUACCCUGGAAGCUGCUGUGCCUAUUUUAUGGUAAUGGCUUAGCGGCGCUGUCAGGUGAUGUUCUAAUAGAAAGCGAAGCGGUCGGGUCGUUGAACGGCAGCUCGUGACCACAGAAAGCGCUCUUUGUGACACUGCUAGCGCUAUAAUUUUUGCGUCAUAUACGGUGUCUUCGGUUACGAUUUUGUGUGCUGCAGCGAACGAAAGAAUAGGCAGCACUGAUGGCGCUGUCGUCGCCGGUGUUACGCAGAAACGUAAGUGCUCUGUUC